AUGGCCGAGGCCGACAUCAGCCCCCUCGCUGAGGUGCUCGGGCACGCAUUCUAUCAUUUCGAGCGCAUACGGCCCUUCUUGCCCACCUACGGCCACUUGUUGGUUGCUGCACUAUUUCCAAUCUGGAUUGGAGCCCAUGCAUCUCUUUCUAGGCCGUCUUCAGCUGCCAAGCCUCAGAAGAAGGGAGACGAUGAAACCGACACUGAUGAUGAAGAAUCGGAAGACACAGGCCCCAUCCAGAAGAUGGAAGGGCUGGAGCCAUCGGAUGCUCUCAUGUUCCCGCUUACUGCCGGACUGACCCUCGGUGGGCUGUACUUGGUGAUCAAGUGGCUAGAAGAUCCCGCGAUCCUGAACAAGAUCCUGAGUUUUUACUUCUCACAGAUGGGGCUUUUCUUUGCUGUUGCCUUCUUGAAGGACUUCUUCUUGAUUGUCCGCUCUGUGAUAUUCCCGCAAUAUUAUCGUUCGUGGGGCAGACUCUACCGAGUGAAUCAAGCGAAGCGUGUUUCCAAGUCAGAUGGAUCGGAAGAUGUACGAUUGUCGCCGCUGCCUGGGGUAUUUGGGUCCAUCCCUCUGCCUACUGCCAUCUUAAAUACCCUUUGGGCUUUGCGCAAUGCUUGCUACCAGCGGUUGAGGGUGCGAGCAAAAGUUCGAGGUGCACUCGAAGGGAAGAUGCUGGUGGGUCUUCUCGACAUGUUGAGUGUCAUUAUUUCCCUGGUUGCAGUGGGAUACUUCGCUUUCGUGACGAAGCCAUGGUGGCUAACCAACUUCUUGGGAUUCAGCUUCUCCUAUGGAGCUUUGCAAUUUAUGUCUCCGUCAACUUUCUGCACUGGCUCAAUGAUUCUAGGGUCCUUAUUCUUUUAUGACAUCUACUUUGUGUUUUUUACACCUCUGAUGGUCACUGUCGCCACAAAGUUGGAUGUUCCGAUCAAACUCCUGUUUCCUCGGCCGCCAACAGCAGGCGAGGAGAAGUCAUUGGCCAUGCUUGGUUUGGGUGAUAUUGUCAUCCCAGGCAUGAUGAUUGGACUAGCCCUGCGGUUUGACCUUUUCCUCUAUUACAAAUGCAAAGGGGCUCAAAUAGCCCAGCUCACUGGCUUGAGUGAGGUGGUCAAGCCGAAAUAUGAACGAGCGACUGGUUCCUGGGGCGAGAAGUUUUGGGCCCCAGCCAUCGCCCCGCAAAGCCUGGAGCUUCAACCCCCUUACUUCGAUGCGCGGUCAUUUCCCAAGGUUUACUUCAAGGCCAGUAUUGUAGGCUAUGUGAUUGGGAUGAUCACAACGCUUUUGGCCAUGCAAUAUUCCAACCAUGCUCAACCCGCUCUGCUAUAUCUUGUGCCCAGUGUCUUGAUCUCGCUUUGGGGUACAGCCUUCUUCCGGGGGGAAAUUCGCGAUAUGUGGGAAUUCUCGGAUGCCGAAGAAGACGAUGACGAAGAAAAGUCCGACAAAGAAGACACGAAGAACGAAGAGACCGACAAGACCGAAAAUGGACAGGGUAUUAAGGGUCUCUUCUCUCGAGUAUGGUAUGGUAAACCCGACGGUGCGAAGGAAGAUGACGUUGCAAAGAAGACAGGGCCAAGUAGCUCCAUCAAAAGUGAAGGCUCGAAGAGCUCUGACUCUGAAAAGCCCAAGGAUACUGGCUCAACAGAUGACUAUGACUUGUUCUCCUUCUCUGUCUCUUUGCAUCGCAAGAAGCGGAGCAGUUCUGCCUCAUCGGCGGCCAAGCCAGACCCCGAAAAUGAACCUGUGAUGAUCCCUGGGCCCGUGGAAGGCAGUGAGCGGCCAUUGAAGAAACGCCGUGGCACACCGAGGAAGCCAUCGCAUGAUUGA
This is a messenger RNA of Penicillium chermesinum, 1821 nucleotides long. Its product is annotated as aspartic endopeptidase. Gene Ontology annotation, biological process: membrane protein proteolysis. Lineage: Eukaryota; Fungi; Ascomycota; Eurotiomycetes; Eurotiales; Aspergillaceae. Bases 1 to 1821 code for a protein of 606 amino acids. Gene Ontology annotation, cellular component: membrane; lumenal side of endoplasmic reticulum membrane; cytoplasmic side of endoplasmic reticulum membrane. The record is from RefSeq and is a predicted model, not a curated record. The transcript has a single exon. Gene Ontology annotation, molecular function: aspartic endopeptidase activity, intramembrane cleaving.